UAGAGGUAAAACAAAAAAUCACCAAAUAAUUGCAUAACUUAAAAGAUUUUACAUUUAUUAAAAAUAAAAAAUAUUAGAUUAGGUUAGAGAGUCGGACUCGUGACCAGAAGUUUGCCGGUUCGCAGGGCCGGCGGGUAACGACUGAGGUCCCUUACCCCUACUUGCUCCACGGGUGCUGCAGUGAUAGCUGCCCACUGCUCCGGGUGUACGUGUGUUCACGACUUGCUGUGCAUGUGUUCACUACUCUCUGGAUGGGUUAAAUGCAGAGGUCACAUUUCGGGUAUGGGUCACCAUAUCUGACUAAUAGGUCUCUUUCACUUUCACUUCACUUUUACUUCAUAUACAGAACUGAAAGUCUCCCUGAGAUUCAGAGGUCACCGUAAAAAACGUAUACAUAGAGCACUUACAGUACUUCGUAAUGAUGAAAGCGGAUGGUAAAGUACAAUGUGAGUGCAGGCAAAAGGGGGAGUGGGGACAAUCACGUUAGGGCACGGUUGAGAGUAACCGGGCUAAAUGUGUGUGCGCCCUAAAUCUUCUCCUACAUAAGGUGUCUUUCAGAGUGCGCUUAAAACGUACUUGUUUUCUCUAGAUUUUGACAAUGCUCCUUAACUGUGUAUGUUAUAUGUUGGUGUUAUCUUUUAUUUAUCCUUUUUAUUUUAUUAUUAUUAAUUUACAUUUAGUUUUGUAUUAUUUUUCUCUUCAUUUUCUCUGUACAGCACUUUGGUUCCAGCCAUGGUGUUGAAAGGGCUUUAAAAAAGUUUAAAGUUUAUAAAAAAAGUAUAUAAAUGAAGUUGAGUUGAAUUGUGAAUACAGAUUAAGAACCCCAACUCUUACUUCUCUUUUUUGUCAACAAAUCUAGAACUGUUUUUGUUUCGUAUAUGGCUGUGGAUAGUUUUACCCUAUGCAUAGCUGAGUCUGUUUAUUGUUUUGGUGCUCAGCGAUGUUAAUGUGAGGAUGAUUGUUUUUUGUCUUCCUUGAAUUUAGUUUUCUGCUGAGUCAAUAAGUCUGUAAGGUUGCUAAUCAAUUUUUUGUUUCAUUCAUUUUAUGCAUUUUUAAAACAUACAUUUGCUGUACAUUUAUUUAAAAUGUUAUAUUUACAUUAAGUUUGCUUAAUGGGAUUAGCUCCUCCAAGUGUGACCUCGUUGAAGAUGAUAGAAAUGACCAAAGGCGACACAUUGUAUACAAUAUUUAAUAUAAAUACACACAUACAUCUCAUUAACAUAAAUUAUUCCCAACUGUCAAUACCAAAAGCACAAAUUGUCAACUUGGGUGGCAAACUAUUUCCUAUGCCUGAACCUAAAAUUGGUGUAAGUUUAAAAUUUCUGUAACAAUUUGUGUGUAAAAGAUUAGUCUAACUACUACAAAACAUUACACCAUUGUUUUUCGUAUGGGUUUAGAAGUUUUUUUUGUUGUUAUAACACAGUAAAGUAAAAGGAAAGAAAAGUGAGAAACAAGCUUUGAAUGUAAUGCAGGCCAGAUUAUAACUUUCAUCCAUCCAACCCAAUUUGCCACAGUGCCACCAUUAACUUUUGUAAAAAAAAUGUACACUGUUCGAGUCUAAAUGUUAUUUCUAAAAUAAAAGGCAAUAAAUGGCGGAGAGCAGUUAAUUAAAAUUUGUAAAUAUAUAAGUCAAUUAUUUUUACAGAAAGAUUUAUCUUAUUUAAAGAUAUAGACAAAAAAGCAGGAAAAUGUAAGAUAAAGAAAGUGUUGGCAGAUGAGAGUAAGAUUAUUUCAUCAGAGAGCUUUUGUUUAGUUUUUCUCUCUGUUUGCUUUUUUAGAUGGGAAACACUAAAAGCAUUAUAGUUUGUUAUAACUUGAGCUGCAUGUGGAGCUGGGUGGGAGUGGAGAGUUGCACAAGGUUGCAACUAGGGGUGGGGGGUAGGCGCAGAGUCCCAAACCAUUUCCAUACACACUAUUAUGAGAAACAUACGGUACUCUGGUGAAGACAGACUUGUGAACCACCACCCCCCAUUACCCCCUCUCAAAACACACACACACACUGGUCUUCCCUUCGGCAAAACAUACAAAAACUAUUUUUUCUGACCCCCUUUUCUUCUUUCACUCCUACCCACUUUCCAUCUAUCUCACUCACUCACUCCCUCCUUUUCUCUCUCUCGAAAAUCAUGAGCGAGAUUGCAAGUAUUAAGCUUAGGCACAGAUCUCCACUGGAGAGGACAGGGAAAGCAAAGCAGUCCGAGAAAAGGCUGAAUACAUGUACAUAAAAAAAGAAAAAUGGGUUUCUAGAGCAUUAAGUCCUUUCAAUUAUUACACUGAGACGACAUAAAGAGGGAAAAAAACUAAAACAAGUGAGUUUGCUGAGCUGAAAAAUUAUGGGCUGUCAGGUUCAAUGUGUUGUUCUAUUUUCCUCACUACUGUGCCUCUCUGGGGUCUGGACUCAGGACUUGAGACAGCGGGACGCACUCUGCAGUGAGGAUGGGUGCUAUAUGCUCUACUUCCAGCGCAAGAUCUUCUUGGAUGCCUGGCGGAGCUGCAAAGAACUGGGAGGUGACCUAGCUACAAUCAAGCAGCCAAAAGAAGCAGAAAUGGUGGAGAGGCUUUUCUCCAAUGUGGAACUGAGACCACACCGUAGAGGCAAGGUGCAAAUUUGGAUUGGCCUUCAGAGGCAGCCUCGACAAUGUUCCCCCACCCGGCCACUCCGUGGCUUCUCGUGGGUCACCGGAGAUCAGGACACUCAGUACACCAACUGGCUACAGGAGGACUCUGCAAAUAGCUGCUCAUCACCUCACUGUGUGGUGAUCAGUUACGGCACCGCUCCCCACAAUCAAGGGAAUAAUCUAAAAUGGGAGGAUAGAACUUGCUCAGUUUCAGUGGAUGGCUACCUGUGCAAGUAUACCUUUCGAGGCAUGUGCACAAGUAUUACCAGUGAAGGAGGUGGUAAUGCACUUUAUAGUACCCCUUUUAAUCUGCUGAGUACUGUCUUAACACAUAUCCCAUUUGGAUCAGUUGCAACCGUACCAUGUCCUGAUAAAGAAGACCAGUCAGUGGUGUGCACACAAAAGAAAGAUGGAUCUAUUGAUUGGAACAGGGAUCCUCCUGUGUGCUCUGUUGCACCCAAAACAAGCUGGUGUGAUAAGGACAACGGAGGUUGCCAUCACCUCUGCAUUGAGGAUAAGGCACAUUACUACUGUGACUGCAAUGAUGGCUUCCUUCUGGCUGAGGAUGGGGUAAGCUGCUUUUUGUCUGACCCUUGCAAUGAGUCUCCAUGUGAAUUUGAGUGCCUGCCAGUAAUGGACAGCUACCGCUGUGCUUGUCCUGAUGGCUCCAUGUUAGCACCUAAUGAACAUGACUGUAUUGAUGUAGAUGAAUGCUUACAGAGGCCCUGUGAGCAAAUAUGUGUAAAUGCACCUGGAACCUUUAAGUGCCGCUGUAGAGAGGGCUACCAGCUGGAUGAGGACGGUGUCUGUGAGGAUGUGGAUGAGUGUGUGGAUAACCUUUGUGAGCAUGCCUGUGAGAACACUUUAGGCUCCUAUAUUUGCCAUUGCCGUCUUGGUUAUGCCCCAUUGCAAGAAGAUCAGAGUCGCUGUUGUGACAUUGAUGAAUGUCAAAUUGAAGGAACCUGCGAGCAGAUGUGCAUAAAUUAUGAAGGAGGCUUUGACUGCUACUGUGAAGAAAGUUAUAAUCUUCAACCUGACCAAUAUUCCUGCAGACCCAUUGGUGAGAAAUUGGAAAAUCCCACUACCACAGAAUCCAACCCAUGGAUUACACGCAACCCUAUUUGGGAAACAGAGGAUUCUAUAUACCCAUGGAAUCAUGCAAAUGAGUCUGAUUGGAGAGAAUCUCUGUACUGGCAGACAGAGACACCUAAUGUAAAGAUUCCAACAGACCUUCUUUGGCUCACAUGGACAACUGAGAAGGAACCUGAAAUGAACACACCUAUUGAAACUCCCCCUGAGGUCAAUAAUGCUGGUAGCAGUGACAUAAAUCCAGAAUACCCAGUGCCUAAUGUAUUUUUUUCACCGACCAUUUCAACACUCACACCAGAUUAUUUUGAGGAUGAGAGCACCACAGUUCCCACGGUCAGUCCCUCCUCCACAUUUGCAGGCGGAGCUUGGAAUUGGCUCUGGUUCAGCUCAACCCAAACAGUGCCUGAGACACAAGGAACAGCAAAGAACCCUAUUGACUUUAAUACAGAAUAUGAUUCUUAUGAGCAAGGCAAUGACUAUACAAAAAGCUUUGAUAAUGAAUUGGCUACAAUUAGCCCAGAUAAGCAAAUAUCCACCCGGUUUCCAAAGCAAGAAACAGAGAAAGGCAAAAGUGAUUAUAACAACAAUAAUGAACAAAAAAGCAGCUGGUUAUUGGUCGGACUGCUAGUGCCACUUUGCAUCUUCAUUGUGGUGAUGGUAGUACUGGGCAUUAUAUAUUGUACCCGGUACACAGUUAAGCCACAGAACAGAAAUACUAGUGAUUUCUACCACUGGAUUGCUGGUGCUGGUGACAAAGCGGCUGCUGAAAUAUCCAGCAGUGGAACUAAGUCCCAUGUUUAAGCAGGAAGUUUGUAAUUGGGCAGUAUGAAAAUUUAAAUAAAUGUUUGGUUUAAAAAAUGUUUUUCUACAAGGAAGUAAAUGAAUUGUGUGUUUGCAUCCCCCUGUGAUAUUUCCCAUCCAUAAUUCUUUGGAUGAUGUAAAUUAUCUGCUAAGCGGAAAGGGAACCAGGUGAGCGGCAAAGAGGAAUGACUGAGCCUUGAUUUCUGCUGUCCAAGAUGCGAUAUAAAUGGUUGUACUGUAGCUUACUGACCUCUUAGUUUGCAAAAGAGUUGCUCAACAGUGCAAACAAAAGUGCAUACUUAAUUGAUGAUGAUACUUUAGCCUGGUUGAGUAAUGCUGGUUAUAUACAGUAUAUAUAUUUUAUUUAAAGGUACUAUACCAACAAAUCAUGUCUUAAGAGAUUUGUUGUAUAUGUAGCAAUCGUUUCUGUUUCUAUUUUGACAAUGUGAAUGGUCUGAUCCAGACCCAGAAAAAUCCACUGCAAAUGAUACUGUAUGUUGGAUGUGUUGAAAUUUGAUGUCAGCAAUUUAUGCCUGACUAAAAUGCAUUUUAAGCAUUGUCAUUUUGAUAUCAGUGAUUUGAAUACACUAAAGACUUAAUAGGGAGACUUACUGUGCUUUAAACUAUCUUUUGCUUCUGAAUUUACUUUUUACAUUUUUCAUUAAUUUGCUCAACAAGCAUUGUUGCAUAUUUUCUUUAUGUUGUGACAUACAAAUAUGUCUUCUGAUGUUAGAGUACAUCUAACGUUGUUGCUGUUUAACAUAUAAUGUGUCAAUGACAAAACAAGCUUAUAAAAACAUAUAUUUUUUUAAUCCUUUAAAAAUUUAUGUAAUAUGUUUUUGAAUAUGUUUAGACAAGUUUUGUUUUUUGAAUAACAUUUCAAUGCAUGUAAAAGCAUUUUUUGACAGGCUUUUUUACUUCCCCAUCCAAAAAAUGUCAGGUGCUACAACCAGAGAUACUCUUAUUAUAGAGAUGGGAUGGUCUGUAAUGCUUCCAAUUGGAGAACCCGUAAUGGCUAACAAAACCCAUUGACAUCCAUUCAAAAAACUAGCAUCCGGUCUCCUUUCCUGUGUUCCGCUGAAGUCAGGGCAUUAGCAUUAGCCGUUAUGCUUUUUUACCUAAUGUUUGCAGGCUUUCCUUUUAAACGGGCUUUGGUACAACCAAAUUGUUAACCAAAUUUCAAUCACUUCCUGGCUGCGCCACCUGACUUUUGCAACUAAUAUAUUUUUGACAGGCUUCUACUGGGAUACCUGUAUUAGCUUUUGCUUGUGCUACCAAGUUCUUAAAUACAAUUUGUAUUACUUUUAAAAGGUGUUUCACCAGCAUACCUAUUACAUGUAUUUGCUUAUUUUUUGGUAUUUGAGAGAAAACUGCAAACCUUUUCAAGAAUCCAAAAGGACAACUUGGGGUCCUCUCAUAUUUACUGUUACUACUUUCUCAAUUCUUAAUAAAGUCUAAUGUUUGUGGUUGCACCACCCUGACAUUUAAGAACAUCCACAUUGCUGGACAAAAGUUUUUCAAUUAUUUCAACAUCUUAACAUCUUAAAAAACUAUUGGUAUUUGUGAAAUUUGUUUCUAAGAAAGGUUUGAAUAUACACUUGUCAUUGUACCUUGUUUUUAUAUGACAAAAACUUCUUUAAUAGUUAUCUAAGGGGCUGUUUACAUUUCAUGUCAUAAAACUGCAAGCAAAACGCUCUCCAGGGGCAUGUUCAAGCUCAAACCGGUGCGCAACAUUUUGCAACGACACGUUUCCUGGAAACGGUAUGCAACGAUGUGCAACUCUUGCGUCAUCACAACAGGGUGUUAAACUGCACCACCAUUUCCAUUUAAAAAACAUUUUGCAACGUUUUGUUGGGGCUGAACGCAAUGGUUUAAGCUUGAACGUGCCCCAGGGCAACAUUCAGCCCUGACAAAACAUUGCAAAACGUUUUUCAAACGGAAACGGUGGUGCGGUUGAACACCCUGUUGUGAUGACACAAGAGUUGCAACUAUGGCAGCUGAGAAGGCCAUAAUUGUUUGUGCUCUUUUUGAAGAAUUUUCAGAGCCUGAUUACAGUUUUUUUCAACUGCUUACACACAAAAUGUUUACUUGUCACACAAUUUCUGAAACCUGACACUCAAACACCAGAACCACACACCAAAUCGGCAAAACCAUACACUAAUUCUCAACCUUUGACUCAGUUUUCAGUUUCAUAAAACACUUUUUGCAAAACACAACAUUCUCUAUGUAACACACAAAAAUCUUACAGGAAGUAUAUUGAUUUCCUUUUUCAAACACAACCAAUCAAAAUUCCACACUAAUACCUCAGUGCCUCACACUAACUCACAUGUGCAAACACACAUUGCUUUACCUAACACCAACCAAUCAUGGCUUUAGAAGAGGCCUAUAAAUAGGCCAAGGGUCAAGUUAUAGGUUUUGAACAAUGGAUGCAAACAAUGUAGACAGAGUAGGGGGAGUUAGAGGGAGAGCCAGAGGACGAGGCAGAGUUCAAAUUAGAGGAGGAUGAGUCGGAAGAGGAGGAGGACAAGGAACAAGAAGUGUGGUCUCAAAUGAGAUUAGGGCCAAAGUCAUUGAUCAUGUGAUAAACCACGGUUUACUGUAACAACGAGAGAGGCUGUACAGAGAGUCCAGCCCAAUUUGAGUCGAUUUACAAUAGCAAGUAUAAUUCGAACCUUUAGAAAUGAGAACAGGUAUGUAACAAUCUACUGUUAUGUACACAUGUUCUAAUGUACACAAACAGUAGGCUAUAAUAUAUAUACAUUAUUUUACAGUAGUAACCUUGCAUUCAUUUACUGUACUACAGUGCACUGCAUUGGUCACAGUCUGGUGAGGUAUCACACUGUACAACAGUACAGCCAACUGUAAGAAGACAUUCUGACCAUAUUGUAAAAAAUAGUAUAUUAUGUUACAGUUUAUGGCACACACUCGCACUGUUCCUGAAUCUUCUACAGAGUGGAAAGGCGAAGGUUUCAUGGUGGGCGAGGUCACAUGUCCACUGAAGAGCAAGAGACGGCUAUCGUGAAUUUGGUUUUGGCCAAUAAUGCUAUUAGAAUUCAUAAAAUAUACGCAACCAUAUCCUUAAUGAUGCCACAAUUUUUGCGAGUCCCUCAACAAUACAUCGUAUCCUCCAGAAUUUUGUUUUCGUACUGUGUACAGUGAUACUGUAUUCACAACCAGCAAAGAAAUAAAUAAACACAGGAAAUAAAAAGUUUGCUUUCAAUCUUGCUUUUGUUUUUACAGUGAAUUUUAAACAUCUCUCUGCCAAUUUCUUUCAAUCUUGUACAGAGAUGUAGAGAGGAGCUCAUGAACAAAGAGCUUUAGGUUUUGAAUAACUGUGUGUACAUGAUAUAUCCCAAAAUAUAACAUUACGGUAAAAGUGUUUGCAAUAGAAGACAAAUGUUUGCUUUUGAAAUGUGUUUGUGAUAUUUUUAAUGUAGUGCUUCAUUUUGCAAGAGAUCUGAGGCAUUUUGCAUUUUGUGUGUACAAUUCUUGGAUUUGUGAGUAAAGUUUUGAAAAAAAAGAGGCAACUUUUUGAAAAUGUGAGUAAGCAGAUAAAAAAAAGUAUAUCGGUAUAAAUAUGUGUUUAAUACUGCAAAAUGCAUGUCUUCUAAUAUCUUCAAUUGUUGCGUAUACCGAGCUACAGCGGACACAUUUGUAAACGACUUUACUUGGACCUAUUGUGCGAGCUGUCUCUUUAAUUCCGUGUGGUUUAUAUACAUGUUGCUGCUGAUUGGGCUGACAUUUUUGGCAUACCCACUAAACAAGAGAACACGUAUCUCAAACCCUGUUGCACACCGUUGCACACCAUUUCCAGGAAACGUGCCGUUCAACCCGGAAACCGUUGCAAAACAUUGCGCACCGGUUUGAGCUUGAACGUGCCCCUGCCUGGUCUCUGUCAUUGCUAAGCAACCAUGGUCACCCUUGCUGUGAAGACGAGGAGGUUUUAACAAAGGGUAUAUGGAUUGGAACAUGGCGCACAUAUACGUACUGAAAAUUUGCACUUGCAAUAUCUCUGCUACUAGAUUUAUUUAUGCUGUGACUCCACCUUCGCUGAGCUUUUCUAUGUUGUUGCAGAGAAGUCCCCGUGAACCGGAAGUUGCGAUUGUUUUUGACACCUUUUGAGUAGAAAUGCAUAUUGCAUUUUUUUGCAAUUAAAACUCCCAUAGUCCAUAACUACUGUAGUUUUAACCUUUUUUAAUAUAUAAAUGUAGUUAAAUCAUCAAACAUUUGUAUGACUUGCCAGUGACUUGCUUGACCCAAGCUACGACUUGACUUGAAUUGCUUGACAUAAAGCAGUGACUUGACUUGCUUGAUUCUCACAAAAAUUGACUUGGACUUGCUUGAGACUUGAAGGCUAAGACUUGAUACUUACUCGUGACUUGCACAUGUGUGACUUACUCCCACCUCUGGUAAGAAUAUGUAAGCGUACAGUACAUGCUAACUUAAUUCACCACUUUAAUUUUCUAAUUUAUUUAUUUUAAUAUAUGUUUUAUGUAUUUGCUUUUCUUACUUUCCAGUAAGAAGACAUGGCCACCCACCUGGGAGCCUGACGAUCAUGUUCAGAUUACACUUACUACAUGUUAAUUACGUUAUCGGUAUAAAAUGGUGCUAGAUAGCACUGAAAGUGGUUCUUUGGCUCAAUCAUGGGGAAACCACUUUUAGUGCUAUAUAGAACCUAUUGUGCCUACUUUUAGUAGAACUUCUUUUGGUGCUAUAUUUCUUUCUAAAAGUGGUGAUUACGAGCCAAAGAACCACUUUUAGUGCUAGAUAGCACCAUUUGUUUUUAGAGUGACAUAAUGACAGUUUCUGUUGUAAUGGACAAAUAAAGGUUUAUGUUUUUAACAUGUUUAACUUUGUCUUCCAUUUAUAUCUGUCUUCCAUUUACAUGUUUUGACCUUUAAAAAACAUAAAAUGCAUGUCUUAAACAUUCAGGUGCUGGAACUUAUCCCAGCUAUGUCAUUCCCAAGGUAGAGAAUUUUCAUGAACACAUAAGCAUUUUAAAAUACAGUAUAAGCAGUGUUGCUGUGUAUGUACAGUAUAAUGCAGUAGUUCUCAACCUUUUCAUGGUCCCCCUGUAAACCCAUUUAAAGAACUGGCGCCCUCCCCCCAUACUGUACAUUGAAGAUAGAUAAGAUAAUGUGUAAAAUAUCGUAUACCUGUAUAUAUAUAUAAAGACGCAAAAAAUACUUGUAUAUCACGGAUUGAUCAGAUUAUAAAUGUAACACCCUGCUGAUAAAAACCAAAGAAACCAUCACAGAAAUGUAUGGUUUCCAUUAAAAUACCACUGUGACGUGGAACACUCUGUCAUGGCUCUGCUUCAUUUAGUCAUGUUUUUCUUGGUCCUGUAGCAGAGUCAUGACAAAGCCUUUGGUUAUGUGUGGAGAGAAACAUAUUGUUGUCCUUUUGACAAUAAUGUACGUUCUCUCCAGUGUCUCGUCUCUGUUCCCGCCAUCUCGUUUCCUCGUUAUCCUUCCCUGAGUGUUUGAUUGACCACACCUGCCCCAUGUCGUUAUCCCUUGUUUGUCUUUCCUUUAAAUACCCUCUUGUUUCUUUGUCCUGUGCUCGUGCAUUGUAUAUUGUGUCUUUGGUGGCGGUCCUUGUUUAUUGUAUCCUGU
This is a messenger RNA of Triplophysa rosa, 10120 nucleotides long. RefSeq names its product CD248 molecule, endosialin a (gene cd248a). Gene Ontology annotation, biological process: cell migration. The transcript has a single exon. The record is from RefSeq and is a predicted model, not a curated record. Gene Ontology annotation, cellular component: external side of plasma membrane; extracellular matrix. NCBI's taxonomy places the organism in Eukaryota, Metazoa, Chordata, Actinopteri, Cypriniformes, Nemacheilidae. The coding region runs from base 2331 to 4505 and encodes 724 amino acids. Gene Ontology annotation, molecular function: calcium ion binding; extracellular matrix binding; extracellular matrix protein binding.